Echinostoma caproni is the source of this 1047-nucleotide messenger RNA. Lineage: Eukaryota; Metazoa; Platyhelminthes; Trematoda; Plagiorchiida; Echinostomatidae. The record is from the annotation of a GenBank genome assembly.
AUGACGGUGCACUCGUUUGGUGCGAUAUCCUCUCCUUUCUUUCCAAGCUUCGCGUUGAAAACGACCGUGAACGAAUUCGCUCAGCGUUUCGAAACCCCGGUGGGCUCCUCUGUUGAACGUAAUGUUUAUGUGGACGACUUCCUGGGAUCCUUUGAUAGCAUCGGCGAAGCAGUUCGACACAUUAGGGAUCCAUCCAAGCUACUGCUUAUGGGAGGGUUCAGUUUGACCAAGUGGAUGUCCAACAGUCUUCAUGCACUCGAUUGCAUCCCAGUUGAUGAGCGGGCACCGAGUCUCCGUGAAUUGCAGGAACGUCCGUUACCAAUAGACAGAGCACUUCGUAUGCAAUGGGACUCGGAGAAGGACGACUUUUUGUUCCAACUCCAGCUACCUGAGAAGAUGGCGGCUCACACAGGAAUUCUGUCUUCGUUGGUCAGCCUUUACGACCCAAUGGGGUUCGUCUCACCGUGGCUACUGCCGGGCAAGAUUCUGCUGCAGGACCUGUGUAGCAAAACAGUUCCUUGGUAUGAGACCAUAUGCAAAUUGGAUCACAAGACUUGGCAAAGCUGGUGGCUGAGCCUGUCCAAGCUGGGCGAUAUACGACUCCCUCGUCCCAUACCAGGAAUAUGCAAAGGAGAGCAAAGUGAGGUAUACGUUUUUGCGGCCGCAUCGGAAGUGGUAUACGGAGUGGUGGCCAACAGUUGCUCGUCUCAGCCAGGUGGAAGGCGGCAUAGCAGUAUACUAUUCGCAAAGUUCAGGGUCGCUCCCCUAAAGGCAGUCUCAAUACCCAGACUAGAACUAGCCGCAGCAGUAUUAGCCGUGAGGGUAGCAAAGGUGUUGAAACGAUGUUUUAACCCGAUCAAAUGGACCGUAACUUACUGGACUGAUUCUGCUANUAUAGUUCUUCACUAUGUUAACAAUGUACGGACGCGCUUCAGCACGUUUGUUGCCAACCGGUUGGCUGUCAUUCACGAAGAAACGGAGGUGUGCCAACGGCGGCACAUAAAAUCCUGCGACAAUCCAGCCGACUACUGCUCCAGGAUAUGCUAA